Molecule: messenger RNA, 2250 nt
Organism: Linum trigynum
Lineage: Eukaryota; Viridiplantae; Streptophyta; Magnoliopsida; Malpighiales; Linaceae
Source: the annotation of a GenBank genome assembly
UCAUCGAAAUACUGCCAAAAUGCUCGAUUUUAAAUCGUAAAAUUUUCUAGUGACAAUAAUACGAUUUUAGCCGAAACGGGAUGUUCAAAUAUCCAUACUAUUCACGCCUAUCAUUGUCAUUAUACUUGUGACCAAAUAUAAAUAAUACCAUAAUUUUUGAAAACCAUUAAAAAUGAAGAUGAAAUAAGUAACACAUUCUUCAACCUAAUUGGAACUGCUUAGAACAAAAGCGGGUUAAAAUAUCCCCCAAUGAAAUUCAUUUGCAAUUUCAUAGGUAGUCCCUACUUUCACUUCUAUAAUUUUGAGAAAACACCACUUCUCAACAACAAUCAAAGUCAAUUGCAAUUUCAUCAAUAGUCCCCACUCGUGGGCUCAUUUCAAUUGCAAGCAAAUUUGCACACCAAGCAAAUUUGCACACUUGCAAUGGCACCCCACAUCAAUGCAAUUCAAAGUUGCAAUUGCAACUUAUUGCCACAUCAGCUUGCAAGUCACUAUAAUUUCACCAUUGGAGAUGCUCUUAUGCAAAUUUGCACCCUUGCAAUAGCAUCCCACAUCAUAGCAAUUUAAAUAUGCAAUUGCACCUCCUUGCCACAUCAUCUUACAAGUCACAAAAAAUGCACCAUUGGAGAUGACCAUUACUGCAUCUCGUCACCUGUCUUAGGGAACUUAGCCAUGGCAAAUUCAAAAAAUACUGUAUGCAUAGAAAAAUAUUGGUCUGGACAAUUCAAAAAAUAGGAGACCUUCCGAGUCAGAUGAUGUACUGGCUCCCCUCAGUACCUGACAGUUUUGAGUGCUGGAGAAUUAAAGAAAAGACAAAAGACUAGAAAAAAACCAACAAAGACUUAGGAAACUUGUUAACAGAAGACAUCCAUUGUCUGCCCCUUUGCUGCUCCAACGCUCCACCCCGCCCUGCAUUAAUCGACUCUCAUGUAAGCCGAGGACGUUUGCUUGAGGAGGCCUCAGGGGUCUCUUGAUGCUCCGUAUGCCGAUUCUCAAUAAAAGUAUUGGUCAAUUCGGCUAUAGGGUACACCGGCAAAUAGGCGCACUGGUCCUCCUUAACAUAAACCCCCAAGGUGGCCAUGAAGGUGGCAUAGGGAAAGGCAGUGUACAAGUUUUCCCCUUUAGGUGCAGCCUCAACCAUGUUCAGGCACAUGAGACAUGCGAGGUUAACAGGAACACCUCUUUGAGCUUGCACAAGGAUAAAGUCAAGUUUACGAAUAAUCGAAUGACCACGGCACCUUGGCAGGAAGCAGUUGACGAUCAUCCAGUGGAGGAAUCGAAGAGGAUCUGGGAGGAAAGAAGCCUAGAUGCGCCCCUUUGUGAGUUUCGCCAGUUCAACUUCAAACUCAAAAUCGUACAGCCGCCCAAGAUCGCUUCUGCUCUCAAUGGGGUGUCCUCCGGCAGGAAGAUCGAGGAUUUCAGCAAACUGAUGAGGCUGGAAGCAGACUCUAUGUCCCAGGAAGAUCGACACGAGAUGAGAAUCACAAGGACCAGAAAGCUGUAAAUUGUGAUAGAACUUCCUCACCACAUGGGGGGCAGUAACUGGUGCUUCCUCGACUCCGGAGAUCAAAGAACUUUUCCCAACCAAGAUUUUUUAUUAACGUCUUCACUUCUGGAGGGAAAUGACUUAGGUGGAUGAACUCGUACUCGGCCACAAUUGCUGUUUUGCUUGUAAAUGAAAGAUAGUCACCGAUGGAGUCUGGAGGAAGAAGGAACAAGGGGAAGGUGAAGAUGGAGGAAAUAGAGAAUGUAGGUGUAAGAAAAAGUGAUCGUGGGGGUUGAGUCUGGAGACGUGAGUGUGAUGGAGAUGGUUGAGUCCGGAAUGUCAAGAUUUAGAAGAUUUCGGAAGAUAUGUAAUGAUGAUGGUAACUCGUGUAGGCUAAACUAGGGUAAGUAAAGCUAGUUAAACUAGGGUUGGCGCACGAAUUGAUACGGCAGGAGAAAUGAAAUGGGCUCUCACGUUCCAGGCCCACUUUUGAAUAUUGCAUGGAUAAUGUACAAGCCCACUUUUGAAUGUUAUUUAAAAGCCUGCAAAAAUCAAUGAUCAGACCCAGUCCAACUAGAAUUAGUCCUAAACGCACCGUUAAUACAUAAACACAAAUUAAGGAGACCUCUCCAUCCGAUUCGAAUCAAAUUAUGUCUUCUUCAUCUCCUUCCUCAAUCCUCUGGGCGAGACGAACACUACAUAUCAGGAAACCUUAAUUUCACCGAGUGGUAGAACUUUCGAGAAAAUAAAAUGACAAUAACGCU